AUGGAACCUUUUUAUCAUUAAUGUGUGUGCACAUAAGGCACAAAUAAGACACACUGAAGUACAAAGUACAUUUACAAAGGUAAACACACACUCCAUACAGUAUAUGCUAUUUUGUUACUAUGAAUGUGCUUCUCAUAAGAGUGUAGAUCUAGCGGAAGAGGUGGACCUCACACCUUUCAGUGACCAGAAAACACUAAACCAUGUACGUCUCAGCCUGAACAGGAAGAGGACAAAUAUAGAGCUUCCUGCAUGCAGUGUAGAGUAGAGAGAGGGCAUCUGUACUGAAGGAACCAGAGAGCUUUCUAGAAUGGAGAUCCUUGCUGUUGUGCUUCUCUUCGUUCUUUCAGCUGGAGCUGAAUCCUUUAGGGUGACUGGACAUGAAGGGGGUGCUGUCAUCAUUAAUUGUACAUAUAAGUUGCUCCAUCAAAGCAACAGGAAGUAUCUCUGCAAAGGAUCAGUGUCUGGCUGUCCAAAUAAUAUAAAAGCAGAUAGUAAAACUAUCCCUGCACAAAAUGGAAGGUUCUCUCUCUAUGACAACCCAUCAGAGGGGAACUUCAUGGUGCUCAUCACUCAGCUGACUACUGAGGACAGUGGAGACUAUAGGUGUGUGGUGGAGAACGCUCCUCGUGAUACCACUACCCACAUACAUCUGGACGUUCAGAAAGGUAACUGGAAUCAUGAAUCAAGGACUCACUAUAAUGGGGGAAGUAUUGAGAUAAACUGCACUUUCCCAAAACCCUACAAACACAGAUCCAAAUACCUCUGCCAGGGUCAUGGAAAGUUAUCCUGCUUUGAACUGACUUCACAUGAAACACACAAGAUGAAAAUCCAAAUGAUCCCUGCUGGUGAAAAUGAGAUGUUCUCUGUGACCCUACUCCAGCUGACUGAAAGAGAUGCUGGAGAGUAUUGGUGUGGAGCUGGUGCAGCUGUAGAAUCAGACAGAUCCAUCACUCUGAUCAAGAAGACUCAACUCAUCAUUGAGACUCAAUUGAGUAGAUAUGUAGAUGGUGGAGUUCAGAUCAUGUGUCCUUAUCACCCUGAGGAUUCUGAGAAAGUAAAACUCCUCUGUAAGGAUGAGUGUAAAAAUCACAACAUACUGGUGUGGAACCAAUGGAACUUCUGUGUCCACAUUUGA
Molecule: messenger RNA, 1135 nt
Organism: Alosa sapidissima (American shad)
Lineage: Eukaryota; Metazoa; Chordata; Actinopteri; Clupeiformes; Clupeidae
Product: polymeric immunoglobulin receptor-like
Exons: 4
Coding region: 308-1135 (275 amino acids)
Source: RefSeq, a predicted model, not a curated record